GGAAAGCGUCUGGUUAACUUCGCGUAGUUUUCGUUUCCCAACCUCAGCCAGCCAUUUCGGGCGAUGUCUGAAGAAAAACCACCCGACGGGUUUUCUGGGAUACUUAAUUACCUCAAGUGUUGUUGUCGACGCCCAGCCGAUAGCCGAGCUAGUGCGCCAAUAUUCCACACUAUCUGGCAACCGGCCAAGCAGAGGGCGUCCGUGCAAUGGCUUCUAUCCAAAGCGUACAGUCACCAGGUGCCCGAAGAUGUCAAGGAGCCGUUCUACCGCGACGUCGAGGAUCAAGAAUAUUUGAAGCCAUCUGUAGUGCACGCGCUGGCCAAUGCCGAAUUGUACUGCCUGGCCCUGGCUCACAUCUACUCGGAUCCGAAUUACAGCCAGCUGAACCACUGGGGCGUGAUCCAGGCGCUGGCCAGGAAGGGCGUCUACGUGGCCGAGCCGUCCGACGUGGCCCUGACGGAGACCACGCUCAUUCACACAUCACCACUCCGGAUGAGUGCUCACAUGGCCGUCAUGGAAGGCAUCAUGAACCUGUUUGUCAAGGAAGUCGUUUCGGCCGAACGGGUCGUUGCCGCAAUCAGGAGAUUCGCCGAGUUGGACGCAUCGCAGACGCCGCCACCCAAAGAGGCUGAACAGGCUCUUCUCCUCUGGAUCACCAAAGCCUGUCAGUCUCUCAAGAAGCGGCUGACGGCCGAAGUCGAUGGCCACGGAGAGGACGUGCCGAACUUCCCCGAACUGCGCGAGUUGGGCGACCUCAGCGACGGGAUGUCUCUGCUCGGCCUGUUGGCCUUUUACGCUCCGGACUUGGUCGAUUGGACCCGCAUAGCCACCAACGAGCCAUUUUCCAUGGCCGACUGCCUCUACAAUCUGGAACUGGUGCACAAAUUUUGCAGCGAGUCGCUACCCAACAAUAUCUUUCACCUGGGGCUCGAAGACAUUGUUUACAUGCACAGUUCGGUGAGACAAAACGUGUUGGCCUUUCUGGCCGAUUUGUUCUACAUCCUGGAAGUGCGCCCAGCCAAGUGUAUCCGGCCCCCCGGAUUGAUGCGCGAUCGUUUCCCCGUCAAUGAAGAAUCUACUCCUCGCACAUCCGAUGCGCAUUUCGGCGGCCAACUGUCGUCGCCAUUGAGGAAAUCGUUUCACCGUCGGACGAGUUUACAGCCGCUGAUGAAAUCCAUUCCCGAUUUACGGAAAGGUGGUAAGAAUAACGUUAUCCGGCGGCAGGGAUCAUUGCAAGAGCGCGAUCGAACAAAACGCCAAACCGUCCACGAAGGCAGCGAUUUGUGGACGCGGAACAAUCUUUAUCCGGAUUGGUGGUGGCCGUGCCAGCACGGACCGACCGAUCAGUGCCAUUACUGCCGGCCAUCUUACGCCACCUUGUGGAGCCACCAUGCUCAUCGGCAGCAGCGAAUGCACAGACACCAACACACAGCGAUUGAUGUGAUGGAACAGGGGAAAACCGCCAACAGUUCGCAGAUUGGGACGGCCCAACUGACGGGGUCGCCUCGCAGGCGGAUGGAACUGGAGCACACGCCGACGCAGCAGCCGGACGUCGGCAGUGACGAGUCGUUUGUCGUGCACCGCGGCAAAACGGUGCCGACGCUGUACAACGUGGUGACGGGCGUGGAGGGAGCCACGCCCCGGGGCUCGCGCGUGGCCGCCAUCAAGGAGCGCUUCAACAUGGACACGAAAGCCGAGGAGCGAGGCGAAGAUCGGCCGUCGUCGGCGUCGUCCGGCCCGGCCGGCGUCCCCUCCAACUGGGAGGAUCGCAAGUCCGGGACGAGCUACGCGGGACGCCGUUCGCGACGCAACUCGGUCACGGACGACUCGCACCUGACGAUCGAGAACUUCGGAGGCAGCCAGGACAACCUGUCCAUGUUUGGCCGCAAUCCCGACAAAGAGCCGGUGACGUUGCAGCAGUCGGGUCGGCGGCCAUCGAUCGAUGCCUUCACACCGGACUCGAUCCCGCCCGCAGCCGGAACGCCCUCAACGCCGGCCGGAGUCAACUAUUGGAGGAGGAACAAUGAUCGCACCCGUUCCCAGGAAAACCUGUCGGACUACUUAAUGGACAACCGUGACGUUGAAGAGCAGCUGGAUCGGCGUUCGCGGGCCAGCAGCCCCACUUACAGCAGCAUCAGCAGCACGGCCAAGAGCGGCACCAACAAUGGCAAUAAACAGUUUGUCAUCAUUUCGGCGUCCAACGCGCCGGAACCGGCCGACGUCUACGAGGAGACGCGCCUCAAUUUGAGCCGCGCCACCAACUUCGCCGAGCUGUCCAAACUGCGCGAGAGCCUCGGCUCCAAUUCGGCCAUCAACAUCGUCUACAUGCAGCAAGACAAAGACCCCAUCCAAGGCAAAGUCGGAUCGCCCGUUUCGCAACACGGCCGACGGGUCAGCGAGAACCAGCGCAAGCACGGCGGAGGCAUCACCAUCGCGGAGGCCAUGUCGUCGACGUCGUGGGACCCUCAGACGCCCGUGGCCGACAAGACGGACGGCCGCCUGGAGGCGCUGACGGCCGACGACAUGAACUCGGCCGCCGACCUCUACGGCAUCCGGCUCAAGAUGGAGGAGAAGCGCAAGCGGAUCGAAGCCGACAAGCGCCAGCAGGAGCUGAUGGCCAGCCGCCAACGGGAAAAGGUCGGCAAGGCCGCCUUCCUCCAGGCGGUGGCCAAAGGCAAAGGCAGCGCGGACGGACGGGACGGGCACGCCAGUCCCGUCGAUUACUAUAGCGCCAUGGAAUCGCCUUCGCGGCCCCACCAUCCGCCUGUCGCUGUCCAACAGCAACAGCAGCCGCACCAUCACGCGCAUCAACUGCCGACGCCCGACUACGAGUUGGCCGAUUACGAGUUUAAUCAGCGCCAUCCACAGCCGGCGCACCAUCCGCAUCACGGACUGCCUUACGAUCCGUACCGCAUGGCUCAUCCGGCGCAGCAGGCGUCACCCAUGAACGGCAGCGGCGGAGGCGGCGGAGGCGGCAUGGGGAUGGAUCCCAAUCAGCAGGGCCAGUUUUACUUGCACGAGCCGUCGCCGACGUCGCGACGCACUUGGGGCCAGCCGCAGCCCAUCAAUGCGGCACCGCCACCGCCUUCCAUGGUGUACCGACCGGACGAUAUGCUCGGCUACGGUAUGCCGCAGCAACAACAACAACAACAACAACCCAGACGAGCCCAAUGGGGUACACCCCAACCGGUUAGAGCGAUGAUGAAUCACCAUGGCUACAUGAUGAACCCCAACCAGGGCAAUUACAUGGAUGCGCACGGACCUCCGCAGGGCUACGUCAUGCCCACGCCGCCUCGCCAUCCGAUGGACAAUCCGUACGAUGCGCAGCAGCACUAUUACGCCAACGGGUCGCAAUUCCAUCAGCCAGAGCCGCAGGAUCCAUAUUUUUACAGUCCGGCGCGCACGCAGCCGCCGCAUUUGAUGCAGCAACCUCCCCAACAGCAACAGCAACAGCAACAGCAACAACAACAUCAUCAUCAUCAGCAGCAGCAGCAGCAACAAGCACCACCACCACAACACCAACAACAACAACAACAACAACAACAGUCUCAAUCACAUGUUUAUCAACAGGGUUACGGUGGCCCUCCGGCUGCCGGGUCGCCCCGCGGUUACAAUCAAUCACCCCAACAUAAUUAUCCGUCAGCGGCCGAUCAGAGGGCGCCGUUCCGGCUUCAUGCCCCCGAGCCGGUGGCGGCCGAACCUGUGGUCGUCCGUUCCACGGCCCAGCCCAAAGCAGCCGAAGUUCCCGAACUGCAUCGAGGAUCCGUCCAGCAACAGCCCAAAAUGCAGCAGCCGGAGCAGCGCUGCCAAUCGCAGACCCUGACCAGACCCGUUCCGGCCACGCGCAAUAUAACGCCCGUUCGCAGUAGCGUGCCCAGCAAUGGUGGCCAGUCUUCGUCGUCGACCUCGGCGGCUGGUUCCCCCAUGAGCAGCGGAGGCGUUUUCCACGCGGCUAUGCCAACGCCAUCUAUCGACGACAUGGAACCCCAAAACGUGUCGUUCAUCGAGACGCCGUCGGCGCUGGCCAGCGAAGGCACCGACGAAGGCGAUCUCCAACUGCCGCGUCGGCUUCGAAAUCUCAACAUCACCUCGGGCAACCGGACGUACAGGAUCCCACGAGGCCACCCAGUCUUCCGCGCCCCGUCCGGCCCUGUUGAAAACGUUCCGUUCCAGUCCGAGCCCGAGCCCAGCAGCAGCAGCAGCCCCGUGUCGCCUUCGCCGAGCAGCGCCUAUCUGGCACCGCAGGCCAAUUCGUCGGGUUCCGAAUCGGCCGACGAGGCGGCCGUGCUGGACGAGGGCGUCAAGACGGAGAAACUGAAGGACAACAUCGAGGCCGAUCGGGGCUUCAUCAUCACGUUCGACGACGUGGCCACGGGCCCGAAAAGACCUAAGCCUCAGCUGGGAUCGAAACGCCAACCGUCGCCGAAGAAACUGUCCAAUUAUUCCGCACCGCCCGAGACGCCAGUGUCCAGCUCGCCGGCCUACAAUCACAACAAGGCUGGAAGCAGUAGGGAAGGAAGUCCUCGACGAUCGCUGUCAUCGAUGGCCCGUGAAAACCGCGACGACUAUUCGCCCUUCACGCCCGACUCGCGCGACUCUGGCUUCGGUCAGAACAGUCAGGAGGAGUUGAAGCUGUUCAACAUGGCCACGGCCGUACCGGGCACGUUGCCCGGAGGCGAUCGCAAUCUGCGCGAUUAUGAUUCGCAGGAUGACGAACCGGCUCCGACCGGCCUGGUCAUCGGUGACGAACUUGUGAAUCCCGAUCCGGAGGCGCUGGACGAGAUGGAACGCAAAAAGGAGAAGAUCCUGAUGCAGUCGAUGAGGCGCAAGCAGCAACAGGAGGAGCUUCGUCAGCGCAAGGAGCAGGAGGCCCUGCAGCGCAAGGAGGAGGAACGUGCCAAGGAGGAGGAGAAGCAACGCAAAAAGGAGGACGAGAAGGCUCGACGGGCCAUCAUUUUCGAACAGUACAAGAUCAAAAAAGCCAUGGAGGAAGCGGAGAAAGAGGGCCGUCCGUACGAGAUGCCGGAUCAGAUGGGCUCUAAAUCCGGGCCGAAGAUGAGGCCCAAAAGCAGCACGCCAUCCCGGCCGCGUCCCAAAACGAUUCACGUCGAAUCCGGACCGUCAGAGUCGUACACGUCUCGCACCGUAUCCACCAUGGCGAGCAAGGGCAAACGAGGAUCGGGCAACAAUCUUGCCGAAAACCGGAAUGAUUGCCGAGGCGAUGGAGUCCGCGGAUCGAAUCCCGCUCUUAGCCGACGAGGUUCCAAUUCGAGUCUGCACGGUGACUCUCAGACACCUAAUCGAUAUCGGACUAUGGAGCGAGGACAUUCGGGCCGCAAGGAUCUAUCGGUCCCGAGAUACGGACAAUCCGGAGGCAGCACUCGCAAUUCUCGCGAGGAUUUGUACGGAUCCCGUAAUUAUCGCGGCUCAAAUUCGUCCCUCAAUGACGCUGAAUCGUACGAAGGGUACCAUACGCCAUUGGUGCAUUCCGGCCGGAAGGGUAGCGGUUUCAUGACAGGCGGUCGACAGGCGGAAGCGACCGUAAUGGCGGCAACGGCGGCUGCGGCCGCAAGGCCGGCCGUCCGCACUAGCAACAUGAUCUUGCGUCGUAGUGGCUCUCUCAUGGAUUUCAACGAUGGGGAUGCAGGUGUGGGUGGGAGGACCAAUCCGCCGUCCCGGAGAAUCUCUCCAGCCGUCACGCCCACCUCCACACCUUUCCGCCGGUUCCCUUCGCCAUCUGGUCCGGGAUCUUUACCACCUGGCCUGGUUAGUAAGCGCCGCGGUUUCGACGAUGGCGCUAGUGAUGUUAGCUCAAAUCAAGAUUACAUCGGUCCUCGAUUGUACAAGCAGCCGGCGGCUCGUUCCAACCGUUCCAUCAUUUUGAACGCGGUCGAGUAUUGCGUCUUCCCCGGCGUGGUGAAUCGCGAGGCCAAGCAGCGGGUGCUCGAGGAAAUCACACGGUCGGAGAGCAAGAAUUUCCUCGUCUUGUUCCGCGACGGCGGCCUCACCUUCCGCGCCCUCUACUCGUUCAAUCCCGAAAAAGAAGAAAUCAUCAAAAUGUACGGCACUGGACCGAAAAUGGUCAACGACACCAUGUUCGAAAAAUUCUUCAAAUACAAUUCCGGUGGCAAGUGUUUUUCGCAGGUGCACACCAAACACUUGACUGUCACGAUCGACGCGUUCACGAUCCACGCCGGCCUGUGGCAGGGAAAGAAGCAAAGCCUACCCAACAAAAAGGAUAUGACGUUGGUCAUCUAAAAGCGAACAAAUUCAAAUUCAAAAAUAACAAAAACAAAAAGAAAAAAAUCGGGAAUGAGAAAAAACAAACAAAUGAAACAAAUCUGCGUGAAUAGCAUUUUUCUUUUUUCUUGAACAAGAUGAACCCGCAAUUCAUCAAUCGUUUUCUUGAGCUGUUCGUAUUGGCCUUUAGUUAUGACACGGACUUUAAAUUGAAAAAAAAAAAAAGGGGGAAGAGAUUCACGCAAUCAAAUGACCCAAACAUAAUCAAUCGGCGUUUUUUUUUUUUUUUUCGUCCGUUUUCCCGUUUGUUUUACAUUGUUUGUUUGAUUUUUUUUUGUUUUCGGCUAACCCCUCUUUGACAUUCCUAUUAGCUAACGUGAUAACCUCGCUGUAUAGGGAUCGCCAGAGUUGAAUUCACCGUCACGUUCGGCAAAAAUAAUGGAUGAAAUAAUGUUUGUUUGUUUCCCCUUAUCCUUUCUCUUACUUUGGUCUUUGCUCCGUUGAAUUUUUUUUUUUUAUUGGUCCCCGCUCCAUCUCCCCGCCCCCCUUACUUCAUUAUGACCACUCGAAGAGAUUAACCCGCUUAACCUAGCGAAAUUCAAAAUAAAUAAAAAAAAAAAGUCGAUCGUUUUUUUUUUUUCUCUUUCCAAACUCAGUUUGUUUCAUCCCUAUUCAGCGCCCUCCUUUUAUCAUAGUGUCACCCUCCAUUUUGUUUUUUUUUGGAAAGUAACUCUCCAAUCGCGCGCUCUCCUAUAACCGCGACUGCUAACUGAUGUGUCAACUGAUUAGUUAUUUUGCCCUCACAAAACCCGCCCUCACAUUUGAUCCAGUGCCGUAAUUUUAAUUUUUUUUUUCUAUUAUUAUUAUUUAAAAAACAAAACAAAGUAGAGCAAAUGGCAAUUGUUUUAUCGAUUUUUUCUUUGCGUGAGUCGUGUAGUGGAAGCUGCACAUUUGAUAAGAGAAAAUGUAACAGCAAAAAAAAAAAUUUAAAACAAUUGAGAGAAAAAAAGAAAAUUAAGCGGCUACGCAACGGAAGGUUGGGAUUAAGUUGAGGGACGUGUUUGCUGUCAACUGUAAAUAGCGUUGUGUAGUUGUUAAGCGUUGGCCAGCAAAUCAACCGUCAAAACAUUACAGCUUUGAGCCAUCAUUUUUUGUUUUCUAAGUUCUUAUCUCUUUAUUUUGUCCUAUUUUAUUGUGUUGCAGUUAUUUUUUUUUUUUUAAUACCCCUCCCCUCCCCCUAUUUUGUUCUUAAUAUCCUCGCCACUUGUUCGCUCCAACCCCCUUUUUGGCUGUUCCUCCUUCUUUUGUAGUUCACGCAUUUUUUUUUUUUUUCUAUUAUUUUUUUAAAACGUCUUUUUCUAACGAACUUACCCCGCCUGCCCGUCACGGGCUUUAUUCUCUACCUUCUCCAUCCAUAUGUGCAGCAGCUGCCAAGUUCAAUACAAUAACCAACAUGGAAAUAG
This is a messenger RNA of Daphnia magna, 7703 nucleotides long. Its product is annotated as patronin. Gene Ontology annotation, cellular component: microtubule minus-end. Gene Ontology annotation, molecular function: microtubule minus-end binding; calmodulin binding; spectrin binding. The record is from RefSeq and is a predicted model, not a curated record. Lineage: Eukaryota; Metazoa; Arthropoda; Branchiopoda; Diplostraca; Daphniidae. Gene Ontology annotation, biological process: negative regulation of microtubule depolymerization; cytoplasmic microtubule organization; neuron projection development.